Molecule: messenger RNA, 2739 nt
Organism: Anastrepha ludens (Mexican fruit fly)
Lineage: Eukaryota; Metazoa; Arthropoda; Insecta; Diptera; Tephritidae
Exons: 4
Coding region: 581-1234 (217 amino acids)
Source: RefSeq, a predicted model, not a curated record
AUGAUAAAUGUGUCUCGUGAAGUGAAGUCUACGAAAUCUGAUGGCAAAGAUUCAAAUAGAACAGUUGAAUGAAGGCAUUGUGUUUGGUGUUUAAAGCUAAAAGAUGCACACAAAAGGGAUAAGUAUUUCAAUAACUAAUUCGCUGCUAAUCCAAGUUGAUAUAAACAAAAAAGUUGGUCUGAAUUUAAACUCCAAUAAAUAAAACACAAACAUUUUUUUCAUAUAGCGCGUCUUUUGUUGACCCAAAUUGAAGGUGUGAAUGUGAAGCAUGUGCCGGCUCGAAAGGAUAACAAAGGCUAUUGGCAUAAAGUUUUAUGUGUAAUGUGACAAAUACCAAAUGGAAAUAACUCAAAUGGAAAUGACACAAAAGUUCAAAAAUAAUUAGGAAUCAUUAAAGUACAGAAGAACUGCAAGCUCAACAAAUUUUACACCACCCGCAUCAACAUCUCCUAAUUUACAUAUACGCCUACGUGCGCACAAAGAUAUAAUCAUUGCAGUCGUUAAUAUCGCCACCAUUUGUACCAUCAGCACCAUUGACCCGGUCGCUUCCGCCACCGCCGCUGCCACCACGACUACAGCAAUGCGUCGUUCCUCGUUUACGCCCGUCUUCAGUUUGAGCACCCAAGAGCCGCUCAUCGUAGUCGAAGAAACAAACCCCGCCGAUGAUGGCGAAGAGACGGAGGGUGCAGCCGGUGGUGUUGAUACCGCAGCUGCUACACGCAAGUCCACCAGCGACGAUUCUGAUCCCGAUUCGCCCGUCAAUCCCUAUUUGUUAUGCCCAUUUCCGGACAUGCAACAGCGACGCAAGCAUUCAUUGCCAUCGCUACAGAUCACCGAGGGUAUAACCGCCAGUCAGGUAAGGCGAUUGUCGGAGGUGGGUGGUGAAAAUGGUGGACUUAGUCCCAAAGAGGUGGAAUUUCUGGCAACAUUAUCACAGAAAGCAAAUCCCGCUGCGGGUGGCCGAAGACAUUCGGUAGUCACAAUUUCAGCUGUACCACCGACGCUGUUUGGACGCAAUCGACGGGAAUCACUAACAGGCAUGCCACUCAGCAGUGGCAGUCGACGUGGCAGUAUUAUUCAAGGACCACCACUUACCGACCAUCGAGGCAGUAUACACAACUUGCAACUAGACAUCAUGGAUGGCAUUGUACAGACCCGCAAGCGAGCCGGCAGUGGCGUAUGGACAGCACCAGUUCUGCAAGAAACCGAGAAUAACGUGCCGGUGCAAACAUAAAUCAUAACAACGUCCCCCUAUACCACCAAUCGGCCCACGACCAUCAUACUUAAAACCAGCAACAGCAUCGUCAUUAACGGCGACAGCAGCAGCAACAAUAAGAGCAGUAAUAAAGAUGAAAAGAAUGAUAGUCAAAUUAGCACCAACAAAAUAAAAAAAAAAAUCGACAGCAAUAUUAGCAAACGGAGUGCGGGCAGUUUGGAUACGGCAAUAGCUGAAACAUCAACAGCAUCAACAACGACAACGGCAACUGGUAACAGACCAUCAACAUCGUGGCAUAGCAAUUUAGUUUCACGUUUCGGCGCAUUGCUCUGUUGGCAAUCGCUGGACUGCUGAAGAGUCAAGAGGAUGUGCAUAGCAACUUCAGUGACGGGAACGGAACUGAGAUCGCAUUGUGGUGAGGAAAGUAGCGCUAAAUGUGGUCGGUCAUAAGUCAACUGACCACCACCGACAGCAACAGGAAAUGUCAACAGUGCACAGCGAGGGUCAACAAUACGAAGUGGCUCAAUUUGGUGGCCAAAUACGAAAACAAUCAUAAACUUUUCCGCUUUUGCGUAUUGCACGGUACAAGGAAUUGCCACAAAGGUGAGUAACAGAGCCAUCGAUUUACCAGCAUCGCAAGUAUGCGUUCAAUGUCAAUAGCAUUGACGUUGCAAAUGUAUGAAAAUUGCCAAAGUUCAACCGAAGGGGGACGUUGGAGAGAAAAAACAAAACUUCGAUUAUUUUCUAUUUUCUGGCUUUGUUUUAUUUGAAAAGCAAACAAUGGUGGAGCAGAAUGCAUUGUACGGGUGAUGGCUUCCCAGGUAGAAAGUAAGUGGAUGUACAUGGAGCGCAUUCGAGGAGGAUAAUAAUAAAAUACGAAACUACAUCUGUUAAAAGUCGGAAGGAAACUACAAAUAAUAUGAGUCAUCGAUGGGAUUAAAUGCAAGAACAACAACAAAAACAUCUGAAACAAGCAAUUAUGCUCUAAUCUCUCUCUAAUAACCGCGACGCAAAUAUUAGCGAAAACUUAAGUCAUUAAUCAACAAUGAGAGAGAAAUGGGAAGGACACUCAUACCAACAUACACUCGCAAUCAAACCAGAAAAAUAAAUAUUAUUUUCAUGAGAUAAUAAAAAGGACGUAUUUAAUUAUUAUUAAAUCAGGAAUUGAUAAAUUAGUGAAUCUAUAUUUAAAAUAUGUGUAGAUGUGCUUUUUUGAAUGACACACACAUAUAUGUAAAUGCACAUUCAUAUACAAGCCGUGAAUAUACGGAAAUAUAUGAGAAGGGAAAUGCGCUUUGCGGAAAAUAUAUAAGAACGAAAGUAGGGGGACUAUAAGGGUACUAAGAUAACAUAUGUGUUUAUUUAGAAAUUUAUUCCAAACGUAUUUUGAUUGGCAUUAAAGAGUUUUUAGUAUUAUGAAACUUGAACAACUCUACUAAAAUAAUAUGAAAAUAUGUCUAAAAAUGUUUAGAUUUUAAUAAAGCAAUACACAGCAAUAAUGAGUAAUUGAAUGUAAUAUAAUA